UAUUUUAUGGUUAGGAUUCUUGAAUUCGAAAUUUCGAAGGAUCCCAGAUUCUUGACCGCUUGACCCUUUGAACAGGGUUCAAGAAAUUCCUUCUGUUUUGUCAGUUCUGUUUCUUUUAAAAAUGGAAAACAAAAUUGAUUUUUCAGAAUUACUAAAAAAAAGAGAAGUGAAGUUACUAUGCUAUAUAUCCAAAAUAUUAUUUCCAGGUCUACCUUCCUGUUUAUAUCCGUUGUAUAUGUUUAUUCAGUUUUGCAAAAUAUGUCAACAAAAAAGGGAAUAUAUUUUGCGAACUAUAAAUCCCAACUUGUUGAGUGAACUUAUUGAGAAAUCCAAAAAUAUUCUAAUUGAUGAGAAUUAUACAGUUAUUAUCAAUAAUAAAUUUCUUAGAGGAAGAGACACCAUUGUACUAAAAGUGAAGUACGCUGAUGAAUUCAUUCUAGUAAAUGUAAAACCUCUCGUAUCAGACAUUGUUGAUGAUGGAAAUAUCUUGGUUUCAACAACUUUGAUGUUCAACAUCUCAAAUAGUUUUGGUUUAAUUCAUAGAGACUAUUCUUUAAGUGCUAGUUUUAUAGAGAUACCUCCUGGAAAACUUGGUUUUGCUGAUGAAAUUCAUUUAGCUCUAAUAAGCAACCCAUACGAUUUACAAAAUAAUGUUGUGGAUAUAUUGAUAAAGAAUUAUUUGCAAACUCCUAAAUUAAUGCAUGAAAAUGAUCUGAUUGAAAUAGCCUUAAAAAAAUAUGCUGUAGAUGUACCCUGCAAUAUGACCAAAAUUUUCAAUACUCAGCAAAAAGUAUAUUUUAAAUGCUUAAAAGUUCUUUGUAAGCAUGAAAGUAAAUUCAAUAUAGGUGGGAAUUAUGCUGUUUUUGAAGAGACAACAGUUCGACAAGUUGCUAAUAUACAAAGUUUUUUGCCAUCAUGUAAAGAAUACAGGAAUUCAUUAACAAAUAAUCAAUACAAUAAAAAUAAUUUAAGAUUUUGUCCAAGUGGAUUAGAAAAUUAUGCAGCAGAAAUAGAAGCAGCAGUCAGACCUUUUUUGAUGAAAAAAUUAAAAGUGAACCCAGCAUUUCUUAUUGUUGGAAAAAAAGGAUCUGGAAAGGAAAUAAUUAUAUCUAGUAUUGCUUCAAAAUUUGGUAUGCAUUUCUAUAAAGUGACAAAUUUUGAUAUAACAGCACAUGUAUAUGCUCAAAAUGAAAUGAAACUGAGGAAUAUAUUUUUCAAUGCUAACCUUUAUGCGCCAUGUAUAUUGUAUAUAACAAAUUUUGAGAAUUUUGAGAAGAACAAUGAUGGCCAAACAGAUGAAAGAAUUAUAUCUAAUUUCACCAAUGGAUUGAAGAAUUUAUUUGAAAGCAAUAAAUUUCCUGUGAUAUUAUUCUGCUCAAGUAACAAUGACAAAAUAUCUCCAAGACUUAAAAGGGAGUUCCUUGAAAUAUUUAGAAUAAAUCCACCAUCACCAGAGGAGAGAACAGAUAUUCUGAAAUGGCUGCUGCAAUAUCAUGACCUCCAUUACAAAAAUAGCUUAGAAGAAUUGGUGCAAAAAACCAAUACUUUUAUGUUUGAGGAUUUGAAUUUACUUAUUCGUCUAGCAAAAAGUUAUAAUAUAUUUAGCAAAGAAAAAAAUGACAUCAGUAGAGAAAAGUUAUUACUUGCCAUAGAUUAUAUGCAGCUUCAUUAUAAUGAGAAUAUUGGUGCACCAAAGGUUCCGACAGUUCAGUGGGAUGAUAUUGGUGGGUUGAAAGACGUUAAAGACGAAAUAAUCAAAACUAUAAAUUUUCCUCUAAAACAUCCAGAAUUCUCUACUUCAACUGGCCUCAGAAGACUUGGAAUACUAUUGUUUGGACCACCAGGAACUGGUAAAACUUUAUUGGCUAAAGCUGUAGCGACAGAAUGCAAUUUAUGCUUCCUAUCUGUAAAAGGACCUGAAUUGUUGAAUAUGUAUAUAGGACAAUCUGAAGAAAAUAUAAGAGAAGUAUUCCAACGAGCUAGAGCUGCAUCUCCAUGUAUAAUAUUUUUCGAUGAGCUUGACUCUCUUGCUCCCAACAGAGGAGUAUCCGGUGAUUCUGGAGGGGUUAUGGACAGGGUUGUUUCCCAACUACUGGCUGAAAUGGAUGGUAUCAAUGAAAAGGCGACAGUGUUUAUUAUUGGUGCAACAAAUAGACCAGAUUUGAUUGAUCCAGCACUUUUGAGGCCUGGAAGGUUUGAUAAACUACUUUAUGUUGGUCCAGCUACGGAUUCCAUUUCAAGAUUAUCAGUCUUGAAAGCUUUGACUAGAAAAUUCAAUCUCAGUGAAGAAGUAAACUUAGAAGAUAUUGUAGAGUUAUGCCCAAAUAAUAUAUCCGGUGCCGAUUUUUAUGGAUUAUGCGCAGAAAGUUGGAUGCAUGCUGUGAGAAGGACCAUUCAUCAAGGUUCCCUGGACAUAAAAAAUAUAACGGGAAAAGAAAUUAUAGUCAACAUGGAUGAUUUCAAAUAUGCCUUGAGUACUGUAACGCCCUCAGUUACAUCUGAAGAUUUAUUAUAUUUUGAAAAAUUGAAGAAUGAAAUAAGUUCGAAUAUAUGAAAUUACAUAAAAAAUAGUUUAUUUUAUAUUUUAUUUUAGGCACCAGGUAAAAAAGUAAUUUGAAG
Molecule: messenger RNA, 2619 nt
Organism: Harmonia axyridis
Lineage: Eukaryota; Metazoa; Arthropoda; Insecta; Coleoptera; Coccinellidae
Product: peroxisomal biogenesis factor 6
Exons: 9
Coding region: 122-2554 (810 amino acids)
Biological process (GO): protein import into peroxisome matrix
Cellular component (GO): cytosol; peroxisomal membrane
Molecular function (GO): ATP hydrolysis activity; ATP binding
Source: RefSeq, a predicted model, not a curated record